Olea europaea var. sylvestris is the source of this 1572-nucleotide messenger RNA. RefSeq names its product eukaryotic translation initiation factor 3 subunit A-like. Gene Ontology annotation, molecular function: translation initiation factor activity; mRNA binding. Gene Ontology annotation, biological process: translation reinitiation; formation of cytoplasmic translation initiation complex. Gene Ontology annotation, cellular component: eukaryotic translation initiation factor 3 complex, eIF3e; multi-eIF complex; eukaryotic translation initiation factor 3 complex, eIF3m. The record is from RefSeq and is a predicted model, not a curated record. The transcript has 6 exons. NCBI's taxonomy places the organism in Eukaryota, Viridiplantae, Streptophyta, Magnoliopsida, Lamiales, Oleaceae. The coding region runs from base 50 to 1348 and encodes 432 amino acids.
UUAUUUAUUCUGUUUCUCAGUCAUCUGAAAGAUUAGUUAGAUUCUUGAGAUGGCGACCUUUGCCAGACCUGAGAAUGCUUUGAAACGUGCUGAAGAGUUGAUCAAUGUUGGACAAAAGCAUGAAGCUCUCGAGGCUCUUCAUAGUUUUAUUACCUCAAGGAGGUAUAGAGCAUGGACAAGGACACAUGAGAGGAUACUGUUCAAGUAUGUAGAGCUAUGUGUCGAUAUGAGGAGGGGCAGGCAUGCUAAGGAUGGUCUUAUUCAGUAUCGUAGUAUCUGCCAACAAGUUAACAUUAAUUCGCUGGAGGAGGUGAUAAAGCAUUUCAUGCAGCUGUCCACUGAGAAAGCUGAGCUUGCACGUAGUCAAGCACAGGCCUUAGAAGAAGCUCUAGAUGUAGAUGAUUUAGAAGCUGAUAAAAGGCCUGAAGAUCUGAUGUUGAGCUAUGUUAGUGGUGAAAAAGGAAAAGAAAGAUCUGACCGUGAGCUUGUCACUCCAUGGUUUAAGUUCUUGUGGGAGACAUAUAGAACGGUGUUGGAAAUUUUACGCAACAACUCAAGAUUGGAGGCUCUGUAUGCGUCAUUAAUUAUUAGAAGCUAUGGAAAUUAUGCAUACUUGAAACUUGACAUAAAGAAUCUGAAGUGCAGAAUAUACAUCUUAGUUAACUUCUUGAACCUAUUUGUACAGAGUUUGUUCCAUGAGAGAGUGGUUAGUCGUAGGGAGGCUGAAUUUAACAGACUUGAGACGGAGAGAGAGGAGAGGAUCAACCAAAUUAUUCAAUCAAGGAAACAGGAAAGAGAGGCUAAGAGGAAAUCUUUGUAUUACCUGAGAUGUGAGGAGGAGAGACAAAUAAGAUUGCAUGAAGAGGAAGAAGCACGGAAGCAUGAAGAGAUGGAGAGGCGGAAGAGAGAGGAGGCUGAGCGUAAAGCCAAGUUGGAUGAGAUUGCUGAAAAGCAGAGGCAACGUGAGAGGGAACUGGAGGAGAAAGAACAGCGGAGGAGAGAGGCGCUUUUGGGGAGAUCAAGUACCGGGCCAUCAAGGGUUGCCGACUUGUCUGCCAUGCCACGUCCAGUGGAGGCAGCACCCCCUGCUACUGCUCCUACUUCAGCUGCAGCUGCUCCAACUCCAGAUAAGUAUGUGCCCAGGUUCAAACGUAUGUCUGCAGAAGGUGGUGGGGCCCAGGCCCGGCCUGCGGAAAAUGAUCGGUGGGCCAGUGGUGGUAGUAUCAGGAAGGACGAUCGUCCAUCUCAACCUGGUGACAGGUGGCGUGAUGAUCGUAGUACUUCCUUUGGUGGUGGUCCCCCAAAGUCGACAUCCACUUGGUCAUCCUCCAGGACUCGCGAUCGUUGAGUCUGAUGAUUUAUUGAUUUUGAAGAUUUUGGCUGCUACAGUGUGGUUUAAAUAAUUUUUAUAGGCAUUUUCUUUCGCUAUCAUCCUUGAUUUUGCAGAGUCUGGGAAUGUUUCUUUUUAAAUUAUAAUGUUUGACUUGUCAUGGAAUUUUGAAAGAUUUAAAUUUCUGUAAUGUUUCCAUAUGGAUAUUGAACUAUUUGAAAUCAUUUGCAAAUAAUUGUUUA